This is a messenger RNA of Penicillium subrubescens, 822 nucleotides long. RefSeq lists its product as uncharacterized. Lineage: Eukaryota; Fungi; Ascomycota; Eurotiomycetes; Eurotiales; Aspergillaceae. The transcript has a single exon. The record is from RefSeq and is a predicted model, not a curated record. Bases 1 to 822 code for a protein of 273 amino acids.
AUGUCCAUAUCCCUCGCCAACGCCGACCACGCGAGUCGCCCCUCGGCCAUCUUCCUCCGAAACAUCCACGGCUCCAAAUGGGGCUACGCCAUCUACCGCACCAAUUACGAUCCCGCGCUGGAGGCCGCCUGGACACACACCCUGCACACCAUCCGCUCGCACAUCGUCGCCUGCAUCGAGGAGGAGUUGCAUAAGCCCCUGUCCUGGAUGCGCAUUCCCGCCGUGGACUACCAGCGCAUCCGCGACGACCCCUCCCUGUGUCCAGCGGUGGACCCGGCGCCAGUCGACGCGGUCAAGACGGCGCUGGAGCUGAUCGUCCACGACGACGCCGCGCGCUACGACAGGCUCUCCGUGGAAGAUGUUCGCGAGGCCUUCCACUCCCUAUGUACGGACGGUGACCCCGCCACGCCGUCAGUCGCGGAGAUCUUCGCGAACCCGCCUCUGUUUGUACGGAUACGCGCCGGACUGCUGGUGUCAGCGGACGUGUGCUUGAUGGUGGAUGGGGAGGUGCUGCGCGCGGUGAGCCAGGACCUGCGCAAUGAGUACGGCGAGGGCCCGUUUGUCAAGGCCGUUGAGCGGUUGCCCUGUCUGGGACCCGACUACGAGGGCUGGUUCAAGGUCGCGCUGACCUAUCUAUGGCAGCUGGUCAUGCGGGCGAAAAACAGCGAUGGUAUGGAUCUGAUCUUGCCGCCGAAACGGCACACCACUGGUGAGCGGCCCAUCUAUAAUGGCUCAUGGCCAAUGGAUAUGCAGUUGGAGUCUGCCGGCAUUUACCCGGAGGAUAUAGCUGAGAUCGAGGAGGCCUAUGCAAGGGUGGUGUAG